CCACUAAGAGCCACACUGGGAGGGAAAGCGCUCCCGGUUCCUUCCCGCUGCUCUCACGAUCGCUCCCGGCGCUCCCACGAUCGCUCCCGGUGCCGCGCGGGGCGGGGCUGCUUUGGAACCGCCUCGGGGCAGAGCGCGGCUGCUUUUGGGUGUCGGCACCGCCCGGGCCGGGCUGGGAGCGGAGGAGGAGCGGGAGGAAGAGGAGGGACAGAGGAGGGGGAAAAGGAAAGGCAGGAGCGGCAGGAAGACGAGGAGGACGAAAAGGAGGAGCGCAGGAAACUUUCCCCCCUCGGACCCCGCAGAGACCAGAUGGAUGGGGGAGCCUGACGGAGUCUUCCCGCCCUGUUGGAGCAAUCCGGAGGAGCAGGAAGCCUCUCACCUCAGCACUCAGCUGCAAGCAAAUUUCCCAUUCCCAGACCUCGGCCCGAUGGAGGAAGAGGAGGCCACAAGGAAGAGGAAGAUGUCCCGGGAGCCGCAGGCAGACACGGAGCUGAGCACGGAGCCCAGGGAGGACAAAUCCCUGCAGCAGAACCUCGUGGGAGAGGCCGUUUGGAGCGGCUCCACGGCACAGGAAUCCAUCGGGGAGGAGAAGCCCCGGGGAUCCCUCACGAGGAGGAGCUGCAAACACAGAUCUCAGGGAUCCGAGGAGGAAAGACCCACCCUGGGCCAGGGAGGCGGCCACAGCUCGGAGCUGGGUGUCCAUGAGCAGCUUCAAGAUGAGGAGAAGCCCCACAAGUGCUCAAUGUGUGAGAAGAGCUUCAGGUGGAGAUCCUACCUGAUCUGCCACUGGAGAACCCACACGGGGGAACGGCCCUACAAGUGUGGGGUAUGUGAGAAGAGCUUCAGCCGGAAAUCCUACCUGAUUGUCCACCAGAGGAGCCACACUGGGGAGAGGCCCUACGAGUGUGGGGAGUGUGGGAAGAGCUUCAGCAGGAAAUCCAACCUGAACUCCCAUUGGGGAAUCCACACCAGGGAGAGGCCCUACAAGUGUGGGGUGUGUGAGAAGAGCUUCGGCCGGAGGGAACACCUGAUCUGCCACUGGAGAAUCCACACGGGGGAACGGCCCUACGAGUGUGGGGAGUGCGGGAAGAGCUUCAGCCAGAGCUCCCACCUCAUUGCCCACAAGAGAAACCACACAGGGGAGAAACCCUAUGAGUGUGACCAAUGCAAGAAGAGGUUUCAGUCCAGCUCCAGUCUCCUCAUUCACCAGCGGAUUCACACGGAUGAGAGGCCCUUCCGCUGCCCCGACUGCGGGGUGGGCUUCAACCAAAACUCCACCCUCCUCGCCCACCGACGCCUCCACACAGGGGAGAGGCCCUACGAGUGUGAGAAGUGUGGGAAGAACUUCAGCAGGAAAUCCAACCUGAUUAUCCACCAGAGGAGCCACAUGAGGGAACGGCCAUACAAGUGUGGGGAGUGUGGGAAGAGCUUUACCCUGAGCUGCAACCUCAUUGUGCACCAGAGGAGCCACACGGGGGAGAGGCCCUAUGAGUGUGAUCAAUGCAAGAAGAGGUUUUCCACCAGCUCCCGUCUCAUCAAGCACCAGCGGAUCCACACGGAUGAGAGGCCCUUCCUCUGCCCCAACUGCGGGAUGGGCUUCAUCGACAACUCAACUCUCGCCAACCACCAGCGCAUCCACACCGGGGAACGGCCCUACGAGUGUGGGGUGUGUGGGAAGAGCUUCAGGCAGAGGUCUGCCCUGAUUGUCCACCAGAGGAGCCACACAGGGGAGAGGCCCUACAAGUGUGGGCAGUGUGGGAAGAGCUUCAGACAGAGCAACAGCCUCAUUGCCCACCAGAGGAGUCACACGGGGGAACGGCCCUACGAGUGUGGGGAGUGUGGGAAGAGGUUUAGCCAGAGCUCCAACCUGCUCAAACACCAGAGGAGCCACACAGGGGAGAGGCCCUAUGAGUGUGAUCAAUGCAAGAAGAGGUUUCAGUCCCGCUCCAAACUCGUCAUUCACCAGAGGAUUCACACGGGUGAGAGGCCCUUCCACUGCCCCGACUGUGGGAUGAGCUUCAAUCAGAUCGGCACCCUCGUCACCCACCGGCGCCUCCACACCGGGGAGAGGCCCUACGAGUGUGAGGAGUGUGGGAAGGGCUUCUCAAGGCGCUUUCUCUUGACCAGACACCAACAGAGUGAGCACUAAGGGAAGCCCUACGAGUUCCCCGAGUGCAGGAUCCACGCUGGAUGGUCCCCAGUGAGCCCCGGUGGGCAGAGCCCCGGUGAUCCGUGGGGUCGGUGAUCCGUGGUGGGAAGAUUCCUGCCUGGGGGCUCCACAUCCCUCUGGUUCCCCGUGGCCUGGAUUUCCUUUUCAGUUCUCUUUGUCCUUUCAA
This is a messenger RNA of Prinia subflava (tawny-flanked prinia), 2336 nucleotides long. RefSeq names its product zinc finger protein OZF-like. Gene Ontology annotation, biological process: regulation of transcription by RNA polymerase II. The transcript is spliced from 4 exons. Gene Ontology annotation, molecular function: RNA polymerase II cis-regulatory region sequence-specific DNA binding; DNA-binding transcription factor activity. The record is from RefSeq and is a predicted model, not a curated record. Bases 314 to 2149 code for a protein of 611 amino acids. Lineage: Eukaryota; Metazoa; Chordata; Aves; Passeriformes; Cisticolidae.